This is a messenger RNA of Brassica napus (rape), 4656 nucleotides long. RefSeq names its product nucleolin 1. Bases 3816 to 4403 code for a protein of 195 amino acids. Gene Ontology annotation, molecular function: nucleic acid binding. The transcript is spliced from 5 exons. The record is from RefSeq and is a predicted model, not a curated record. Lineage: Eukaryota; Viridiplantae; Streptophyta; Magnoliopsida; Brassicales; Brassicaceae.
ACAGCAAAAGUUCUGUAACGGACAACACAAAUAGAUGGUCGGAUAAGUCGAUGAGUUUUUUUUGUUAAAUAAAAAGGUUUUUUUAAGAUGCUACUCUUAUAGUAUAAGUAUUAGAAGAGAGAGAGAGAGAGAGAGAGAGAGAGAGAGAGAGAGAGAGAGAGAGAGAGAGAGAGAGAGAGAGAGAGAGAGAGAGAGAGAGAGAGAGAGAGAGAGAGAGAGAGAGAGAGAGAGAGAGAGAAGCUUUAAUGUUACAGCAAAAUAUCUUUAGAAAAAUUUAAAUAGUAAGAUUUUAGUGAACAUUACAUAAUUUUUUAUUCAUUUAAGUCUAACUGAUGAUCAUUUUAGAAACAGGAAAAAUAAAUAGGAAAAGAAUGUAGAAGAAUAAAAUUGUAGUAAUGAAAAGAAAUGGAUGUUCUAUCACAUAUUUAACAAAGAAUAACUUUACUUUUUAUUUUUCUACAAAAAUAAAAUAAUGGUAAAGAAUGGAAAGAAAAAAUAAUUUCUUAUGAAUGGUGAGUUUUUUAAGAAUGUUAAAAAAUACAUUAUUCCUCGUUAUUCCUUGAUCACCAUUCAGUAAUCUAUCGACCAUAUACAACUUCUCGAAAGACAAAAAGCUAUAUUGAUAGGUUUUUCUUUGGUAAAUAGUUAGAAAGUCAAUUGAAAUUUAUUUUUAAUUACAUAUAAAUUAUUGUGAUCUUUCGUAAUCGAUCGUGGGGGCAGACCGCACCAUCCUUUUCUUUUCAACAUAAUUUUGAAUAGCAAAAUUACCAAUAAAUAAAAACAAACAAGAAAAAGUGAUGUUUCCCAAUUUGUGUAAAUAUAUGGUCCACAAAUUCUUCAUUAUACUAGAAAGCUAAAGAGCAAUAAGUGAGUAAACAUACUGUCUUAUUUAAUAAAACAUUCAUUGAUGUCAUCAUAGUCCAUAAACAUCACUAUCAAGACCCAUAGACCACUAUCCACUUAGUACGAAAAUUUAUACAUAAAAAUAGUUUUUGGAUUUCUAGGUUUAGAAAACAUAUGAUUGAGUGUGGCUUGGUUGUGUGUUACAACAUCUAAAUCGAUUAUCAAGAAUAGAGGUUUGAUUCUCAAUAGCAAAUAGAAGUUUGAUUCUCAAUAGCAAACCAAAUUUCGUAAAAAAAAAAAUAGAGGAAUUAAUGUCGGUGACGAGCAGCCACAUGAAAUCCAACAUGAAAUGUAUGUGAUUCAAGAGCGUUGGAUUUCAUGUGGCUGCUCGUCACCCACAUUAAUUCAUCUAUUUCCAAAAGAAGAUUUUGAGUCAAAAAUCUAAAACUCCCAAUAUCUAGCACACUCAUAAUCAAGACCAAUCAUGAUAUUUAUAAGAUUUAAAACAAUUAGUAAACAUACAUUUUAAAAAAUUAUUUGGGAUCAAAUAGUGCAUACACUAACCAUUAAAGUUUUGGCAUCCAUUAACGAAUGCUUUAUUCCGCUAUGACUAAGACCCACUCUGCAUAUAAGAUCAAUAAUAUUUAUAAUACAUUAAUACCUACCCGAGAAUCUAAUUUACAGUAUAGAAUUUAUAAAUCAUCUUGGAAAUCAGUAAUCAAUAAAUCGUUAUUUUAGAUAUUUACAAAGACAUUAAAACUUUAAAAGCGUCGGAAUAGUGUAGCUUAGAUAACAUAUGAAUUAGAGAAACAAUUGUUAAAAUAUUUUUAGUUAGCAAGAUAACAUCUGAAUUAUUCAGAGACCAAUGAUAAAAGUGAAUCGUGGAAGAGGAUCCUAGAGGGAAGGACAAUGCUGUCACAUACGUGUGAUCGAAGACAGAUGAAUGAUUCCAUAAACGUGUACUGUGGAAAGAUUCUUGCUACCUAACCUCCUUCCUGGGACUUUGAAACAUGUCAUUGCUCUAGUAUUUAGUCAAUCACAGAUACGAAGUAAAAAUCCUAGAGCAAUGAAAAUAAAUGAUUGGAUAACGGAACAACGGUUGGUCAAAGAUAAAAACAUUUUUUCUAAUAUGGUUAAUGAUUUUUUUUUGUAGUAUACUUUUAACAAUGCAAUUGCAUAAAACAUAAUCGCCUUUUUUUAUCUUAUUAUCAAAUCCUUUUUUUUUGUUUUCUCACCAAAUCUUAAUUAGAGAACAUGUGGUAAAAUAGUCUUCAUGUAUUUAUGGGUAAAAAAGUCUAUACAAUGCAUAUAUGUACAUGUGUUUUUCGUUUGCUUAGUUAUUCAUCACAAUCGUCUAUAUAUAGUUCAUAACCGUAUAUAUUAAAUAUAAUUGAUUUCAAUUGAUUAUUCAACAAUUAUAAUAGUAUUAGAUCAUAAUGUAAUAAUAGACUAAAAAACUGAAAAUUUUAUUUUCGAGGUAUUAAAUAUUUUUUUUUAAUGUUCAACAAAUAGUUAAGAGACUUAAAAUUCUUUAAUCAGAUCAGUCAACUCAGAGCUUUGGUACAAAAAAAAAACAUUGGAAGAUCUGAAAUUGCUAUCCUACACCAGACAAACCAAACCAAACCCGGUUCAACAGUACCAUGAUUGCUAAUUGGUACCGGAAAACAUCGUACCGAGAAGAACCGCAAAUCGUUUUAUUACAAAAGUAACCCUAAAGCUAUUUGGUUAGCUAUUCGUUUGGAUAUGUCGACUUUAGAGCAUGAUUAUCGCGGUUUCCAAAACCGGUUUCUGCGUUUUUUUAAUGUGUGGGCCCCACUUUUUUAAAAAAAAACGGUCCCCAAAGUCGCGAAUUAAAGAUCGCUUUUGGGCCAGUUUUUCCACUGUUUACGGAUCCCAUCGACACAUGACGGCCCGCGAUUAGUUCAAUUUUUUUUUUUUAGGACAAAAAAAAAAAUUUAAGGAUCCCAUAAACGGUUUUACUGUUAAUCAUGCUCUUAGCUGCUUCGUUAAUCAAUGGGAGUUGGUCGGAGACACCAGAAAGGUAGCUCCUUUACGGACCCCGCUUCCUCAAGGUAACAUUGUAAGAGCAAGCGCAUUGGCGAUUGUAAACGGGAGUUCGCACGGUUACCAAAAAAGUAAAAUAUUAAAAUAAUCCAAUAUGCAUGACCCUGUCUCGCCACGCUCCUUCCGCAUGAACCCGGGUCAUUACAGUUUAGCGGGCCCCACGCCACGUGGCGGCCCGCUAUUGAUCAGUUUAUUUUUUUUAUUUUUUAUUUUUUUAAAAAAAUCAAAUGAAAAAUAUAUAAAAAAAUAAUAAAAAAUCAAAUUGGUAACCCCAACUAGGGAUUCAUUAAUGCGCUUGCUCUAACAUGAUCUUUCUUGGAGGGUUGUUCGAAAAUUUAGAGAGAGAAAGUUAUCCCCUUGAUACUGUGUGAGUGUAGUUUCUCAUAGAGUAUGUGAGAAACUGAGUAUGUUAGUGUUUCUCAUUGUGUGCGUGUGUGUUGAAAUGCUUGAACCAACAUGUAUAAGAGAUGUUUAUUAUGUGAACUUUGAUAGAAGGCAAGGCCUCAGCUAGGGUUGAUAAGUUCUCAAAAAGCGAUAUCAUUGUUUCUCCAUCAAUCCUAUCUGCCAAUAUAUCACUGUAGCCGUCGUCAUUCACCUUAAUGUAGUAGUAUUUAUUUGAUACUAUCUCAUUUAACCAACUUUUGCCCUAAUUAAUUAAAUAAAAGGGGAUUAUAAAUUUGCUUCUCCCUCUCUCUCUUUGAUCGAAAAAAAGGGUUCGGAAAUCCCUAAAAAAAACCAAAAAAAAAUAGGAUCAUCAUCUUCGUUGUCGAUGGACGAGUACUCUAGCAUGAAAGCCGCCGCCGAAGGGAAGAAAUUGCCCCGUUCGGAUCUUAUGGAUACUGCUAAACGAAUGUUUGAGGAGCAAAGACGCAUGGUUAAAGAUUUCCGUGGAGGGAUACGAUACUUCGAUGAUUCCUGCAGUUGAUAUCGCCAAUGCGUUGACGAAUCGUUUCAGUUCAUGUGGACGAAUCUGUAAUCUUGACAUUCCCAGAGACCCUAUAACAAAUGUUGUCAACAGCAAAUGUUCCUUUUUCCAACUCUGCGGAGGAGAAGGCGCCGAAGAGAAGGCCUUGGCACUUGAUGGAACUGACAUGGGAGGGUGGAAUGUAACAGUUAAGGUGUUACCUCACGAUGAUCUUGAGUUUACUACCGAUCAGCUGGCUGCUAUGAGCAUUUCACACUUUAAGAAAACCAGGAGCGAAGGCGUUUCCGUUAGAGGAUAUGACACUUCCCUUCCUUCGAAUGAUAUCAAGAGCGCUUUGACUAAGCAUUUCGCUUCAUGUGGAGAGAUAACUGAUGUUUUUGUUCUCAAAAGACGGGCUGUUAUUUACUUUUUCGGAUGGCAUGCAAUAAGUAAGGCGGUUGAACUCAGUGGAAGUAGCGUGGGAGGAUGUGAACUAGUUGUUAAGGCUUUGCCAGUACCUAAAAGAAACCUCGGCCCACCUCCUCCACCUAGUCUUCCUUUUUGGCUAUACUAUCCCUGGUACAUUACAUAAAAUUUUAUUUUUGACUAUUACUGUCCCAAGUAAAACUAUUUCUCAUGAGUUGGUUGGUGGUUUAUUUUUUAGCUGAAUGUGUUGAGGCUGCUCAUAAGAUACAUAUGGCUCAGAAGAUGACGGCAGAGUAGAGGAUAAAUAUCAGAAGAAGCUAGACAGAACCUAAUGUUACCCCCUUUUUUUUUUACCACUCGGUCUCUCUUAUUAAUCGUGUGAUACAAUGCAACCUCUUUUUAUUACAUGGUCUUUCUUA